AUGGCACCUUCUAUAUCAUCUUCCACCACGCACUAUGCACUUGUCAUUGAUGCAGGAUCAUCUGGAUCUAGGUUACAGAUAUACUCAUGGCGAGACCCAGAUCUAGAGAGAGCAGAGAUUUUACAGGAAGUCUCGUAUGCUCAACAAGUUCCGGAGAAGAUUGGUAAAUCCAGAUGGUGGUGGAAUAGUAGUCUGUUCGGUAAAGGAAAAGGAAAAGGAAAAGGGAAGGAGGUAGAGAAUGUCGCGCUGAGGAGGUUGGUGAGAGUCGGAAAGGGCGUUGAAGGUGAUGAUUGGGUGAAAAGAGUUGAACCUGGUAUUUCAACCGUCUCUCCAAAGGAUAUACCAAAUUACCUUGCCCCCCUUCUAUCACACGCACUACGGCAUAUCCCCCCAUCUCAACAUCAUUCCACGCCAAUCUACAUCCUCGCUACAGCCGGUAUGCGACUCUUACCUGAAAAUACACGCGAAGGGAUCCUCCAAGCAUCAUGUGAUCUGAUAAAGAAUGAAUAUCCUUUCAAGGUCGAUGGACCAUCUUCUGCUGGACCUUGCGGAGAGAAUAUACGUGUGAUAUCAGGAGAGGAAGAAGGAAUGUGGGGUUGGGUAGCUGUCAAUUACCUAAUGGAUGGAUUCGCUCCUCCUAAUUCCAUAUCCGACAGUGUCACCCCCGUUGACGUAUCUCACCAUUCACCGACAUUUGGAUUUUUAGAUAUGGGAGGUGCAUCCACACAGUUGGCAUUCUCACCCUCUCCACACGAGAUACUCCAGUCUGGAUAUCCCGAAGAUAAUUUGCGGAAGGUCAGUUUGAGAUUGUUAUCUGGAGAAGUGGUCGAAUGGCCCGUAUUUGUCGCAUCGUGGUUAGGCUUCGGUACGAACAGAGCCAGAGAGCGAUAUGCGGAAUACUUGAUCGAAAAUUGGAAGAAAGCCAAUCCGACUUUGGAAUUAAGUGGAACAGGAUUAGAUAAACCUAUUGAAGAUCCUUGUUUACCUAAAGAUCUAGAAUUAACGACUACCACUGGUACUGAAGAGGCAAAGUUCAAAGGAACUGGAUCAUUCUCUGAAUGUUUGUUGAACUUAACUCCAUUGUUGGAGCAUUCCAAACCUUGUCCAACGAAUCAUUGUCUAUUUGCUGGAUUACCGACCCCACAUAUAGACUUUACGAAAGAUGAUCAAAGGGGUUUCAUAGGGAUAAGUGAAUAUUGGUAUACCGCCCAACAGGUUUUGGGUCUAGGUGGAAUUUGGGAUUGGGGUGAAUGGGAGAAAGGGAUGAACGAUUUUUGUAUGAGGGAUUGGAAAGAUAUUGAGGGACAGGUGGAGAAAGAGAAUGGAUGGAGGGGUUCGGAGGCCGACCUGUCACGUCUUCAGAUGCAAUGUUUCAAAGGUGCAUGGAUCUCUAACGUCCUUCACGAAGGUAUCGGUAUACCCCGUUUAGUCGAUGCAGGGGGUAACAACACUCUCACAGGAGGUGAGGUGGGAGAAACCAAUGAAGAAGCCGAAAGACGUGCGAGGGAAAAAGGAUUAUUUGAGAAUGGUAGUAAAACGCAUUUUCAAUCGAUGGAUGAAAUUGGUGAAACUGCCAUUUCAUGGACAUUAGGUAAAAUGGUUAUCGAAGCUUCCAAAGCUGUUAAACCUAGAUCUUCGACAAUUGAAAAUGCUUGGAUCAACAAAAUAAGCCAUAAUAUCCCAUUACCAUUAAUUGGCCUGGAAAGCAAAUUGCAGAAAAUCGGUAUACAAACACUUUGGGCCUAUGGAUUUGUAUCGUUCUUCAUCCUUGCCUGUCUAUUCAAUUGCUUCAGAAGGAAAUUCUAUAACUACUCAAGUACGACUGGUGGGAAAAGGGGUAGGAAUAGGAAACCUAGUAUUUCGGAUUACGAUCGAUCGUUAGAAGAUGGUUUCAUAUCUGAUUCGUCAAUUUCUCUGAACCCUACUUCGUCGGGUGGAUCAGGGAGGACGAGGUAUAAGACUGGAUCAGGUAAAUUAAGAUUAUGGACUUUGAGAAUAGGUAAUUCGAUAAGAAGGAAUAUACCAUUUGGAAAUUCUCAUAAUGGAAAUGGAAGAAGGAACGGUAAUGGUUUCUUACCAAGACAUAAUUCGAUGCCAUUACCUUUAUCGAAUUUCUCUUCCUCGGACAGCUCACAACCUCCUUCACCCACUCCUAAUGGUAACAACAAUGGGUUCUUCGUUCCUGCCAAUAUCAUCAGACCUAAUUCUACUGGACCAACUUCAGAUAAUGGAUUAGGAUUAGGUCUGGGUUCAUCAACUUCACCUAAUCUGAAUGGUUCCCUCAAUCCUACUUCUCCACCUAGUAGGAAAUCUACUUCCAGAUCAGGUAAACCUCGACAAAUAUCAAGUAACUUGUUACUCUCAUCUUCAUGGGAGAAGUCAUCGAAUGGUGGAGGAUGGAAUGAUCCGCCUCCUGGAUUAUUCGAUGAUUCACCAGCGGGAAAUUCGAGAUCAAGGGAAUCAAGUUUGGCUUUGGCGGCUUCUUCUUCUUCUACUACCACGCCUAAUGCGAAUUAUUCUUCUUCAACUACGGCUAAUGCCAUAUCGAGGAAUUCAUCAAGGGUUAACCUUAGUGAACUUGGACUGGCACAGAGGAGUUUGAGUAGAGCAGGUACACCGGGUUUUGAUAAUGAUCAUUGA
Molecule: messenger RNA, 2640 nt
Organism: Kwoniella botswanensis
Lineage: Eukaryota; Fungi; Basidiomycota; Tremellomycetes; Tremellales; Cryptococcaceae
Exons: 4
Coding region: 1-2640 (879 amino acids)
Biological process (GO): UDP catabolic process
Cellular component (GO): Golgi apparatus
Molecular function (GO): GDP phosphatase activity; UDP phosphatase activity
Source: RefSeq, a predicted model, not a curated record